Molecule: messenger RNA, 2479 nt
Organism: Lycium barbarum (goji berry)
Lineage: Eukaryota; Viridiplantae; Streptophyta; Magnoliopsida; Solanales; Solanaceae
Product: zinc finger BED domain-containing protein RICESLEEPER 1-like
Exons: 4
Coding region: 298-2094 (598 amino acids)
Molecular function (GO): protein dimerization activity; DNA binding
Source: RefSeq, a predicted model, not a curated record
UUCACGCUGAAAACGGCGCAUGGACCGUACCAUAGCUUUGGAUCAAUGUCCCCAGAAGCAAGGAGUACUACCGCGUGUUUCACUGAGAACAUCAAAAAGGCCAUUACUUUGGUGUGCAGCUAUAUAAGUGUAAAAAUCCUUUUUUUUUUUUUUAAUGUGGGCUGUGGGCUAUCUCAUGUUUUGGCGGGCAAAAAUGGAGCUGUCACACCUCACUCGUAUAAAUACGAGACGCCCUAACUUCAUCUUGCAACAAACCUCUCUUUCUCCAUAAAAAAAAAGAAGCAGUUUAGCCGGAAAAUGACCAACACCAAGCGGAAAAAAACACUCUGUGACUUCUUUGCUGGAUCUGAUGUACCAACCAAGGGGAAAAGUCAUGACUGUGGACCAAGAAAUGCAAAUCUCAGGGAUGUGGGCAGUAGUAAUCUUGGGAAGGAUCAUGCUAUCAUGGAAGAAACAGCUUAUCGUGCUAUGGCAAAGUUUUUCUGUCAAGCCGGUGCAUCUCCAAAGUCAAUAGAAAAUGUGCACUUCAAAAAAUUUAUUGCCUAUCUUAAUCCAAAAUUUCGUCCUUCAUCUGCCAUUCUCUCACGGUAUUGCUUGGAAUUGUAUGAGGAAGACAAAGCAAAAGUUAAAGAAACUUUGAAAAGCUUGAAUGGACGAGUUAGCCUCUCAGUUGAGAGGCUAACAUAUAACAAAUUCAAUGACUUUAGCUACUGGCCUACCUCAGAUUUUGAGGAAACUUAUUUUGAUUUCAUUUGCUUAAGAGUUCAUUUCAUUGAUGAAGACUGGAAGCUAAGAAGUUGGGUUGUUAGCUUUAGGUCUUUUGAUGCGUAUGACGACUAUGUUGGCGAGACGAUUCAGUGUCUUUUGGAUUUUGGUAUUGAAGAUAAUAUAUGUGCUGUCACUGUGCAUAGCUAUCUGGACAUUGAUGAGACUGUUGAUGCCAUUAAAAGUAAUCUUCUUGAGAAGAAAACACUCCAGCUAGACGGACAAUUGUUUCGUGUAUCUUGUUGUGCUGACAUGUUUAGUUCAUUGGUGAACAAAGCAUUUGGGAUGAUAGAUGAUUUAAUCAGUUACAUUCGUCUGAUUGUAUGUUGGGGAAAAUCACUACCAGUGUGGAAUGUGACAUUUCUUAAACUACAGGAAGCAUUGGAGUUAGAGGCUAAAGGAGAAUACUUGAAAACAGAUGAUUAUAAGGGUUAUGAUAUACCUUCUCCCCAAGAGUGGGAGAAAGUUAGAGGAGUAUGUAAGCUUGUAGGACAUGUCUAUAAUGCAGCAGAAGUGUUAUUUAUGGCAAAACGACCCACUGCAGGCCUCUACUUCCACAAUCUUAAUAAGCUUCGAUUUAAUCUGAUGAAAGAUUCCACUAGUUCAGAUGAAUUUGCUGGAAAUUUAGCCAAUAGUAUGCUGAAAAAGUUUGGCGAGUAUUGGAGGAACAUGUAUUUGGUGUUGGCUCUAGCUACUAUUAUGGAUCCACGCUACAAAGUGAAGUACUUAGAGUUCUGUUUCUUGAAGUAUGGAGGUAAUGAUCAUUCACCGCUACCAUCUAUCUUGGAGGCCAUCCGAAGCCUUUUUAAUGACUAUGUGGUGGACAAGUCCUCAAUGGAGUAUCCUAUGAGCGAUUCAGGUUCUGACGAUUCUGAUACAGGUGAAGAUCUCAUUUCUGAUGAAUUUGAUACGGGUGAAGAUCUUCUUGAACCGGUAGAAGGUCUUGAUGAUCCUAGUUUUGGAUUUGACUGUUCAGAUGAGUUUAGCAAAUUCAUCCAAACAACUAGUCAGCCACCAAAAUCAGAACUUGACUGCUAUCUGGAAGAACCUAUUUUCCCUUGGACCAAGAACUUUGAUGUGUUGAGUUGGUGGAAAGCUGCAAGCCCCAGAUAUCCUGCCCUAUCAAAUUUAGCUCGUGAUCUUUUGUCAAUACAAUUGUCUCAUGUUACGGGCUAUGAGGCUUAUUACACUGAGGUGCGUGAACCUGAUAGAAGUACGACAUCCAUGGAGGCAGAUUUAGUUAAUGCCUUGAUGUCUACUAAAAGCUGGUGUGACAGACAGUGGCGCAAUGCGAUGAAAGCUGAGGGCUCUGUGGCACAGAAUAAGUGAUUUUGGGAGUAACUUUAUCUUUUUGCUGGAAGUUUGAGAUUCAAUAAUCCAUCAUCAGGAUCACUUCCUAUCUGAAAUAGCCAGAAACCUUAAUGGAUAAUGGAAUGUACAUACAAAUAUGUAGUAGAUAUCUACCUAGUCUAUGGCGAUCCUGCUAGUCCUUAGGUGGGAUGCUAGCUACUCAUAGUAUAUUAUUGCAGCCUACUUCUUUUGUCUGUCUACUUCUUCGCCCCGAUUUUAAGUAGCCUUAAAAUCUUUCUUUCUUCAAAUGUUGAGAGAGAAGUAUCAAUAUGGAGAAAAUCCUUGAAAAGUGCUAAGCAGAGGAUUAUCUGAAGGAUGAAUAUGAACUUAUCUUUCGAUGGUAAUUGACUUGGGUUAAUGUUUA